Molecule: messenger RNA, 914 nt
Organism: Melitaea cinxia (Glanville fritillary)
Lineage: Eukaryota; Metazoa; Arthropoda; Insecta; Lepidoptera; Nymphalidae
Gene: ATPsynB
Product: ATP synthase subunit b, mitochondrial
Exons: 5
Coding region: 116-856 (246 amino acids)
Biological process (GO): proton motive force-driven ATP synthesis
Molecular function (GO): proton transmembrane transporter activity
Source: RefSeq, a predicted model, not a curated record
UUUGUCGAUAGUCGAUAAAAUAAAUCGUACGUCGUACCCGUACGUCACUAACGCAAAGUACAUUAUUCUGGGACUGUCGAAAAAUAGUGGUUUUUAUAGAAAUUACGCUUUAAAAAUGCUUUCACGCUUAGCUUUGCGUUCAGUAGCGGCCCGUCAGUCCCCAUCCACAGCCCUCAUUGCACGUACCUCUGCCUCAUCUACAGAGGUCAGUGGCGUGCGCGAUGAGAAAAACUUCCCAAGACCAGUGAGAGGAGAACCCGGUAAAGUCAGACUUGGCUUCUUCCCUGAAGAAUGGUUCCAAUUCUUCCAUUCCAAGACGGGAGUGACGGGUCCGUACACAUUCGGUGUCGGUCUUGCUACGUACCUGUUCAGCAAGGAGAUAUACGUCAUGGAGCAUGAGUACUACACUGGUCUCUCAAUCUUCAUAAUGGUCUACUAUGCCAGCACUAGAUUCGGACCUAAACUCGCUGAAUUCCUUGACAAGGAAGUCGAGAAAGUAGAAAGCAGCUGGAACUCUGGUCGUUUAGAAACCAUCAAGUCCCUCGAAGAUGCCAUCGCUGCUGAGAAAGAUUCGCAGUGGAGGGCUCAGGGACAGGAACUACUCAUCGAGGCCAAGAAGGAGAAUGUUCUGUUGCAACUCGAGGCUGCUUACAGAGAAAGAAUGAUGAGUGCUUACCAAGAGGUCAAACGCCGUCUGGACUACCAGCUCGAAAAGAGCGUUUUAGAACGUCGCAUUGCCCAGAAGAACAUGGUCGACUGGAUAGUAGCCAACGUUACGAAGGCCAUCACUCCCGACCAGGAGAAACAGGCUCUGGACCGCUGCAUCGCAGACCUAGCGGCCCUCGCCAAGAACUAGACCUUAGCUAUUUAUCUGUAUAUUGUUAAUAAAGUGAAAUCGAACAUACUAUAGUAUA